UGUUUAGGUUACAGGUAUACAUAGUGAGGGAGGUGUAAACAGGUAGACAGAAAGAGGAGAGGCAUUUAAAGAGAGACGCCGACUAAGAACUUCACUCAACAAAAUGGCAAUUUGGAGAGGAAUCUGUGUGGUGACUGUUCUUAUCCUUCUGGCAACAGGAUCUCACUCACAGCAGAAUGUGUGUGGAAGGCCGGCCCUCAACACCAGGAUUGUGGGGGGUGAGGACGCCCCAGUGGGAAGCUGGCCUUGGCAAGCCAGUCUGCAUCUGAACGGGAGUCAUGUGUGUGGAGGGUCUCUCAUCAACAACCAAUGGGUGCUGUCGGCUGCUCACUGCUUCAUUAGCGACUCAAAUCCGGCAGACUGGCUCGUUUAUGUGGGUCGGCAGGUCCAGUCGGGCACCAACCCACAUGAACAGAACAGAACAGUAGUAAGUAUCAUCCGUCAUCCCGAUUACAACAGUGCGACCAACGACAACGACAUGGCCCUGCUGGAGCUGUCCUCCACCGUCGGCUUCAGUGACUACAUUUUGCCCGUAUGCCUGGCGGCAGACGGCAGCACCUUCUAUAACGGCACCGACAGCUGGGUCACCGGCUUCGGCACACUCAGCGAGGGCGGGUUGCUGGCUAAUGUUCUGCAGGAGGUAGAAAUUCCCGUGGUGGGGAACCGAAAGUGUAACUGCCUAUAUGGAGUCGGUUCCAUCACCAGCAACAUGAUCUGCGCUGGCCUACUGACAGGAGGCAAAGAUUCAUGUCAGGGAGACUCCGGGGGUCCGAUGGUGAGCAAGCAGGGCUCGCUCUGGGUCCAGUCGGGAGUCGUCAGCUUCGGAGAUGGCUGCGCGCGUCCUAAUUUGCCGGGGGUUUACGCCAGGGUGUCCCGCUAUCAGGCCUGGAUCACGUCCACUAUCACGACUAACACCCCAGGUUUCGUCAUGUUCACAUCCAACGGGACAAACAGUGACGACAACGUCACAUGCCCAGGCCUGCCUCCCAUCGUACCCUCCACCACCCGGCCUUCCACCACCACCCGGCCUUCCACGCCCAGCCCCAUGUUGUGCGGAAGGCCGGCCCUCAACACCAGGAUUGUGGGGGGUGAGGACGCCCAAGAGGGAAGCUGGCCUUGGCAAGCCAGUCUGCAUCUGAGGGGGAGUCAUGUUUGUGGAGGGUCUCUCAUCAACAACAAAUGGGUGCUGUCUGCUGCUCACUGCUUCGGGAGCAACUCAAAUCCAGCAGACUGGCUCGUUUAUGUGGGUCGGCAGGUCCAGUCGGGCACCAACCCACAUGAACAGAACAGAACAGUAGUAAGUAUCAUCCGUCAUCCCAAUUACAACAGCACGGCCCUGGACAACGACAUGGCCCUGCUGGAGCUGUCCUCCACCGUCGGCUUCAGCAACUACAUUUUGCCCGUAUGCCUGGCGGCGGACGGCAGCACCUUCUAUACCGGCACCGACAGCUGGGUCACCGGCUUCGGCAGACUCAUCGAAGGUGGGUCGCUGGCUAACGUUCUGCAGGAGGUAGAAAUUCCCGUGGUGGGGAACCGAAAGUGUAACUGCCUAUAUGGAGUCGGUACCAUCACCAGCAACAUGAUCUGCGCUGGCCUACUGGAAGGAGGCAAAGAUUCAUGUCAGGGAGACUCCGGGGGUCCGAUGGUGAGCAAGCAGGGCUCGCUCUGGGUCCAGUCAGGAGUCGUCAGCUUCGGAGAUGGCUGCGCACGUCCUAAUUUGCCGGGGGUUUACACCAGGGUGUCCCGCUAUCAGGCCUGGAUCACGUCCACUAUUACGACAAACACCCCAGGUUUCAUCAGAUUCACAUCCAGCGGGACGAACAGUGACGACAGCGUCACAUGCCCAGGCCUGCCUCCCUUCGUACCCUCCGUCACCCAGCCUUCCACCACCACCCCCAAACCUGUGGUGUGCGGCAGCGCUCCCCUCAACAGCCGCGUUGGUGCGGGGAGUGGCCUGGCAGCGAGCGGGGUGUGGCCCUGGCAGGUCAGUCUGCAAAGGAAAGGCUCCCACGUCUGCGGGGGCACCCUCGUCUCUGAGGAGUUCGUCAUGAGCGCCUCACAGUGUUUCUCCAGCCCCAAUCCCAACCCUGCGGAAUGGACCGUGUUUCUGGGUCGUCUGAGCCAGAACGGAUCCAACCCCUUCCAGAUGGCCGUGAACGUGUCGAACAUCACCCUGAGCAACCAGACCGGCGCCAACAUAGCGCUGUUGAAGCUGGCCGGCAAGCCGACGCUCACCAACUACAUCCAGCCGGUGUGCGUGGACCUCGUCGGCACGGGCUUUGGCGUAGGAACACAGUGCUGGGUGACCGGCUGGGGAGCCGGCCAGGGAGGAGCGCAGCAAAUUCUGCAGGAGUUCCAGACCACCAUAGCCAGCUGUGGGAACGGCUCCUCCUCCGAAAACAUCUGCACUCAACUUCUGCCACUGCAGCAGGGAGAUGAGGGCGGGCCCUUGGUGUGUAAGCAGGGCAAUUCCUGGGUCCAGUUGGCAGUGAUCACAGUGGACGGCAGCAGUAAUGCCACUCAGAACAGCAGCAGCAGCAGAAGCAGAAUGGACCCCGCUGUCCAGGUUUUCACCAAAACCUCAGCGUUUUCCAUGUUCCUCCGCGAGAAUGUGGGCAGCUUCCCUCCCCCUACCUCCCCCAUCACCCCGGCACCGUCCUCCCGCCCCUCCAACACGACGAGCGAGGCCGCUCACCUUCUCCCUCUCUCCUCCGUCCUCCUACUCCCUCUCUUCCUUGGCUUUCUGUCCAGUUGCUCAAGCUAGGACCAUGCAGCUGUUUGUGCUGCGUACUGGCUGGCUAGGGUACCACUAACCUGUUACUGUUUUUCAAACUUUCCGAAAUAUACCAAGAAUGCAUUAAAUAUAUUAAACUCAAGAAGCUUUUACCCGGGUAAUAUCAGAGAUGCUUAUGGACAGGUUCAGUGGCAGAUUUUUUGAAUGUAUUCUUCGUAUAUUCAUUAUGGUUAAGCUCACAGGAAGCAAAAGCACUAGUCCUGGGGCAGUGCUGCACUCCACAGUUCAGAAGCGGAUCCUGACGCUGUCGGUGCCUGCUGUGGGUGGGGUUUCCUCAGGCCUAUGCAGGGAAGGAGGGAGGGUUUCAGUCUCCAGGGCAUCCUCAUUGUGCAAUAGUGACUCCUCAUGGAAUUGCAGUGUGUGUUUUUAGGGACGCGUGCACUUGUGUGUGUUUUUUAAAUCUGCAGUAGUAAGUUGCAGCUAUGGUACUGUGUGAUAUAAAAUGGAGGAACAAGUAAACACUUGAUGACACAAAAUAUUUAGAACAGACUGUAUUACUGUGUGUGUGUGUGUGUGUGUGUGUGUGUGAAGAAUAGUGACACAUUCACUCACCUGUUGCACCAGAGAUAAUUUUAUUUAUAAAUACUGAUGCUCUGUUGGUGAGUUGUCAAUGUAUGCUUUUGAAGUAAAUUGGGUUUUUCAUUGUUAUAUUUAUCCUGUGUAUAGAUAAUUUAUGGACAGCGCAAUAUCUCAGGGAAGACAACGUAGCCGUCACUGUCAGAUGGGAGACACUGAACAAACUUAUCUGAAUUACAGAAUAAAUUGCUUGCAUAGACUAAGACCCCCCAACCCCCACUGCACACCCCACCCCAGCUUCCAAAGGAAUAAAGCUUAGCUGGUCUGAAGAUGCUUUCUGCACUGCUUGGCAUCACUGGUCACGGUUUCUUUGGCGUUUUACCUUAGCUUUUCAGUACCCUGUCAGUAACAGGGCUCUCUUCUGUUCUACUGCGCAUUUCCUUCCUUCUCCAGUAGGGGCCGCUCUGCCUCUUACUUGUGGUACCUGUUACCAGGCAGAGGACAUGCUGGGUAUCUAUGCAGAGCUCAAUAUUACACUCCAUUAGGACAACACGGCUGACCAAGAGUAUUCAUGAACAUAGUCAUGUGUUUAAAUGUUUACAACAAUAAAACUCUAUUUUUAAUGACUCUAAAAUGAGCUCUUGCAGUACUCCUGGCUGGAGCAGCAUGGCACAACCUGGUGGACUGUAGAUGGCUGUUGUGUAAAGACCACAAAAUGUAAUUUCCAUAGUAUGGCAAAUUAACAAAUCACCAAAUCCCUGUAGUACUGUACUAACAUUGCACAUGGAAUUCAUACUUUUUUUUAUUAAUACUGUAUUAUUUUCAUAAUUCGCUAUUAAUUUUACUGCCUUGAUUAUUAUGUGCCUGAAAUGGAAAUAUGCUCUACGCAAUACACACUCUUCUGUAUACCUAUUAAAAAUUUGGUAAAUUGUAAA
Messenger RNA from Anguilla rostrata (American eel), 4245 nucleotides. RefSeq names its product transmembrane protease serine 9-like. NCBI's taxonomy places the organism in Eukaryota, Metazoa, Chordata, Actinopteri, Anguilliformes, Anguillidae. Gene Ontology annotation, biological process: proteolysis. The coding region runs from base 104 to 2764 and encodes 886 amino acids. The transcript is spliced from 14 exons. Gene Ontology annotation, molecular function: serine-type endopeptidase activity. The record is from RefSeq and is a predicted model, not a curated record.